This is a messenger RNA of Plutella xylostella (diamondback moth), 332 nucleotides long. It is a transcript of the gene RpS29, whose product is annotated as ribosomal protein S29. Gene Ontology annotation, biological process: cytoplasmic translation. NCBI's taxonomy places the organism in Eukaryota, Metazoa, Arthropoda, Insecta, Lepidoptera, Plutellidae. Gene Ontology annotation, molecular function: zinc ion binding; structural constituent of ribosome. The record is from RefSeq and is a predicted model, not a curated record. Gene Ontology annotation, cellular component: cytosolic small ribosomal subunit; ribosome.
GUCAAAUCAAAAGUCAAAUCUUUCUUCCGGUUGAAAAACGCUCGCCAUCUUGGACGUGUUUUCUCGUCGCUUUGCAGCGAAAAUAAAUAACCAUACAAAAUGGGUCACGCCAACAUCUGGUAUUCUCACCCCCGUAAAUACGGACAGGGCUCCCGGUCAUGCCGCGCCUGCUCCAACCGCCACGGUCUCAUCCGCAAGUACGGUCUGAACAUCUGCAGACAGUGCUUCAGGGAAUACGCGAAUGACAUUGGAUUCAAGAAGCUGGACUAAGGUGCCACGCAGCUGGCUGUUUUCUUAAUGUAAGACUAAACCAAUAAAGCUUUUAAAUCCAA